This is a messenger RNA of Linnemannia hyalina, 2265 nucleotides long. Lineage: Eukaryota; Fungi; Mortierellomycota; Mortierellomycetes; Mortierellales; Mortierellaceae. The record is from the annotation of a GenBank genome assembly.
AUGACUCGACAGCGCUCACAAUCUGCUUCGUCAGCCCAACAACUGACAGCAGCAAAGUCCCCUCGGUCGCCCACUGCUUCCCUGGCAACCGCUGCAGCACUGUACGACCCCCAGCAACUCCCCAAGACACUCCAGGACAUUCUUCUCCUUGCACAGUCUCACUAUAUCUCGCACCGCUACGUUCAAGCGCUGUCGUUUUACAAACUAGCGGCGGAGCAUCACCAUUCCUUGCCAGCUUGCAGCUCCCUCUAUGCCCUCUACACCUCCAACCAGACAGGAUCAGGGUUAGUCCGGAGUGACACAAAGGCCGCCCUUAUUUUGAUCCAUGCCCUCCGAAUUUGGACUGCCCGCCGCUGGUCCACUUCCGCCCGAAUCGAACCUACAGGAUCCAUGCGCUCACGGACACAGGACGACCAUGACGAGCUGGAGGAGUACUUUGCCCACCCUCGGAAACCGACCCGACAGCAGAGCGGGCAACACAAACAACAGCUGCGACGUUCCCUCUCGACUGGAGCGACUGCGUCCUUCCGCCCUACUAGGGAACAGCUGUUGGCCGACCCUGGCAACAAGAACGCACUCGCCCAAUCGAUGGAGAGCGAAUAUCGCCAUCCACAAUUCUUAAAUUGGCGAGACGAGGCUGUGGCGGAGAUCCACAACGAGUCCCGGGGGUCCGAGGGCGAAUCAGAGAGCAGUGAGGACGACGACGACAGUGAUGACGAGUGUGAAGGAGAUCAAGCCGAUCUUAACACAGACCAGGAAGUGAGCGACCAUGAUGACGACGGUGAUGAUGAAGGGCAGGAGAAGGAGGAGGAGGCUCGACGGAUUGGACUUGCGACAAGCGAGAUCGAAGAUAUCAUCCAAAAGAUCUGCCACAUGAUUCAGAAGGGAGUGUUGGGUCUGGAUGAGCCCGUUCUGGUCGAGGCUGUCAGCAUGCUUCGGAAAAUCGAACGAAACUUGCAUCAGGAAGCGAACGCAAUCAAGGCGGAGCGAGCUAGGUCCGUCUCCCUCUUUACCUCCUCCCUCUCUCGUGGAUCGAGCGAUGAGGCGGUCUCUCUACCAGCACUGUUGUUGACUCAGGGAGUCGAUCUUUCCUUCUUGGACCUUGGUAGCCCCGACGACGAUGGAUCCGAUCAUUUGACUCAGGCCCAGACCCAGCCCAUGGGUCGCUCUAUACGACAGCGUCCGGGCAGGAAUUUCACCUCCCCGAUACCCCUGACUCACGGAUCCAGUCUUGUUUCACCACCCCUAUCUAAGCAUUCGCCCAUGAAUGCAUCGAUCGCUAAGUUGUCGACCAAGGAGCAGGAGACCGACCAUUUGUUUGCUUGCGCCAUCCGCAUUCGAGUCAUGUUUACUCUGGGAUGGGUCCACCAACAGAAGGGCGAGUACCACUAUGGUGCCCAGGCGUACGGGGUCUGCAGUGAGAUCCCUGCGACAGGAAAGCGACUCUUGGACUCUUUGCAGCACCAGGCGAACGUCCAGCGAUGGACCUGCAAGGCGUUUGAACACAAGGCACAGGAGCAGGCAGAGGCUGCCAAGAGACGAGCAGUGGAGGCAGAGGACGAGGAGGAUUCGGCAAGUCAUCUUGCGGUGGCUCCCACUGGUGCUGCGACGCCGACACCGAUAGAGGGCAAGAAGAAGAAGAAUACCUCUGCGACUCGAUCACCCCCUAGCAGGAACACAAUUGGAUCCUCCGCCUCGUCGCUUUUUACCUCCUCGCAGCCCUCUACAGGAGGAAGUCGUCGCCAUCACCGCCCCGACAUCUCGAGUCCUUCUUCGUUGUCCGGCUCCGAGUCCGAGUCCGCAUCGACUUCUAUCCACGGUCGGUCGUCAUCGGCUUCAGCGGUAUCUAGUUUCUCUGCUGCUAUCUGGAGCUCGGGCCUGUUUAGGUCUAAUAGCAAGACCUCGACGAGUUCCCUACCCUCCAAAGUCUCUGCAGGUCUCAAGUUACAGACUGUGCUGGAUCCUCCUGUCACCAUCGAGACCAAGGACCGUCGUCAUCGUGGCAGGACGUCCAAGUCUGAAGGCAACAAACAUCAACACCAAAAGCAUCAGCACAAACAACAGCAGCAACGACAGGCAGGAACAGGAGUAGGAAGUCUUCCCACGCUGGUGAUGACGAUGACCGGUCACCAGAAUCAGAUUGUCAAGUGCGGACACUGCGGACUGAGACGGGCUCUGAUGCCUCUUCUUGUCGUUUCCCCCUCCAGCGCCCUGGGGAUCGUCGACAAUAACUUUUCUGUGGAGCCUAUGGGAGUAGCUCUUUAG